AUGAAUCUGUUGCUGCAGGACCCAUUCAGUGUGCUGAAGGAGUACCCUGAGAAACUGACGCACACGAUCCAGCUACCCUUCAAGUCCACGUGUCUCAGCUUCAGCAGGCGCGGCGAGUACCUUGCGAUGGGCGGGAUCAACGGGAUGGUGAUGGUGUACGACAUGGACACGUACCGACCCAUUGCCGUGCUUGGGUCCGAGGCUGGUGCACAUGUGCGGACCGUGCAGUGUCUUGCGUGGCAUGUCUCCAGGGGCGGUCGGUUCCUGCUCAGCGCGGGGAGGGACUGGACGGUGAAAGUGUGGGACAUUGCUUGUCCUGGGAGGCCGCACGGUGAGUACAAGUUCAGUGCUCCCGUAUGGGGCGGGCACUGGGUGGAGAGUGGUCCGACGAAGUUGCAAUGCGUCGCGACGGUUUUGGAGGAGCGGUUUGCGCUGUUUAUGGACUUCACCGCAGGGGACCACCCACCAGCAGUUGUGCCCGUGAUGGAUGCACGCGAGGGUAUCGAUGAGGGUGAUGCGGAGGGCGACCACGGGUACGUGUUGACGAGUGCUGUGCACCCGAAAUUCAAGGACGUUGUGGUGACGGGCAGUUCGAAGGGGUGGCUGAAGUUCUACCGGAUCCUGGACGGCACUCCUGCGUCCUUCCAGUUGGUGUACAGCGAGCGAAUUGCGAGCUCCAACAUCAAACACGUUGUGAUUUGCGAGAACGGCGACCGUAUGGCGAUCAACUGCUCGGACAGAACGAUCAGACAGUACUCGCUGCAUUUGGAGGCAGAGUCCUCCACGACGAUACGAGUCGAAAUGGAACUCGAGCACAGGUACCAAGACGUGAUCAACAAGCUGCAGUGGAACUGCAUCAUCUUCAGCAACAAGUCCGGGGACUACCUCGUUGCGUCGCCGCACGGGUCGUCCACGCAUGAACUGUACCUGUGGGAGACCCACUCUGGGUCCCUAGUGCGCGUGCUCGAGGGAGCCGAGGAGGAGCUCAUGGACAUUGACUGGAACUUCUACACGAUGUCAAUUGCGAGCAUCGGGUUCGAGAGCGGCGACAUCUACGUGUGGUCGCUCAUCGUGCCGCCCAAAUGGAGCGCUUUGGCCCCGGACUUCGAGGAGGUCGAGGAGAACAUCGAAUACCUCGAGAAAGAGGACGAGUUCGACCAGGUGGACGAGCAGGCGAACACGGACGACCGUCUCCAGGAGGAGACCGACGUGCCCAUCGACUUAACCGCCGGCGAACGCUACGACGUCAGGGGGAACGACCUCCUCUACAGACAGUUCCCGUUCCCAGUGGACUACCAGCGGAUCCUCAUGGUCAACCAGAACAGCAGAAUCCACUGA
Messenger RNA from Huiozyma naganishii CBS 8797, 1338 nucleotides. RefSeq names its product COMPASS subunit protein SWD1 (gene SWD1). The coding region runs from base 1 to 1338 and encodes 445 amino acids. Lineage: Eukaryota; Fungi; Ascomycota; Saccharomycetes; Saccharomycetales; Saccharomycetaceae. Gene Ontology annotation, cellular component: Set1C/COMPASS complex. Gene Ontology annotation, molecular function: protein binding. The transcript has a single exon. The record is from RefSeq and is a predicted model, not a curated record.